Theobroma cacao (cacao) is the source of this 2141-nucleotide messenger RNA. NCBI's taxonomy places the organism in Eukaryota, Viridiplantae, Streptophyta, Magnoliopsida, Malvales, Malvaceae. The record is from RefSeq and is a predicted model, not a curated record.
AUUUGUUAUUCACUUAUGGAGAAAGAGAAGGAGAGAGAGAGAGAAUGGAGAACAUUCGACAUUUUAGCCAUCCACAUGAAUUGGUGUUCAAUGAUGAAGAGCAGAGUGAUCAAAGUGAAGUUCGCUGCUCAGCUUGUUUGGAAUCGUUAUUGGGCCGCCCAAGUUUUGGCUGUGAAGAAUGCGAGUUUUACCUCCAUAAAAAAUGUGCCGAGGCACCUCUCGAAAUUAGUCAUUCUCCUUUUCAUCGUAAGCACCCUACUCUUACACUUGCGCUGACGUCCCUUUCCUGCGAUAUGUGCGAGGAAGACCGUUUGAUGUUUAAUUAUUGUUGCACUUCUUGCCUUGCUAGCCUUGACAUUAAAUGUGCUUUACGAUUGCAUAACAUUGAUGAAGAUUUCUGUGAGCUCAAAUAUGUUAGUCAUGAACAUCCAUUGGCCUUCAUUGCAAAUCCCAAAGAUGAACUCCAAAAAGCUGAUUGUCUUUGGUGUCAGAAACCAGUGAUAGACUCCCUAUAUGUUUGUCUUGAGUGUAGAUUUUUCCUUCAUAAACAAUGUGCUCAGUUACCCACUCAACUUGAUCACCCUUGUCAUCGCAAACACCUUCUUUAUAUUGAAGAUGAUAAGCUUGUUUGUACGCAAUGUGAGAAGGAUCAUUGGAGUUUGUUUUACAGUUGUCUCCCUUGCAAUUUUCACAUUGACAUCGAUUGUGUUCGGUCGAAGCCAAGGUCCUUUAUUGAAGUUAGUACUGACCAUGAGCACUCAUUCACUCCAUUGUUAAGGCAUGAUCCAUUCGUUUGUGAUGCAUGUGGCACUAAGGGAAAUUAUUUUUCUUAUAUAUGUACUACAUGCCACGUUAUGGUCCAUAAAAAAUGCACUUCAUUGCCACACAUCAUCAAUAUAACACGACAUCAUCAUUAUAUUUUGCACAACUAUUACUUUCAAAAAAAAGAUCUUGAAAGCCAUGACUGUGGAAUUUGUCUCACUGAAGUGAAAAUAGAGUAUGGCAAUUACAAGUGUUUGAAGCAAGAUUGCAAUUUUGUUGCCCAUGUGAAUUGUGCAUUGGAGGAGGGGAUGUAUGAUAUAAUUGAUCAUGUGAAUGAUCAAGAUAAGGAGUGUAGUGAAAGGUUUGCUACAAAUUCUGCCAUCACUCGUGUCAUUGAAAUGAACCAACAUGGAGAAGCCACAAAGAUAAAGCACUGCAGCCAUGAACAUGACUUAACAUUAGGCAACGAGAUCAAGAAAGAUGAUGGUAAAAAUUGUGAUGCGUGCAUGUUGUCCAUCUCAACUUCCUUUUUUUAUUGUCCAGAAUGCGAGUUCCUUCUUCACAAAACCUGUGCUGAAUUAUCCAAGAAAAAACAUCUUUGGUUUCAUCGAUAUCCCACCACCCUUGAUUUAGCGGACAUUUUCAGGUGUAAUAGGUGUAAUCGUGUUUGCAGUGGUUUUGUUUACAAGAGUGACAAAUGGUCUAGCACUAAUUUCUGUCUAAGGUGUGCUACAAUUUCUCAUAUCUUCAAAUGUCAAGGACACAAACACUCUCUCUUUUUUGAUUUUAAAUUCGAAGGGCGAUGCAACGCUUGUGGUGUCACUUGCUACGAUGGUGCAUACAAAUGCAAAGAUUGCACUACUUUUGCUUUGGAUUUUGCAUGUGUUACACUACCACAAGAAAUUCGGUACAAGUGUGAUACACACUUUUUAGAACUUACUUUUCAUGAUGAGAAUGAUGAUCCAGAACAACAUUAUUGUGAUAUAUGUGAAGAAAAAAGAGAUCCAAACCGUUGGUUUUAUCAAUGUGCAACUUGUAACAACUCUGUUCAUCCGAAAUGUGUUCUCGGAAAACGUCCAUUUAUGAAGAUCAAGAUUGGGAUCACUUUCCCAUAUAUGGUUCACCCACACUAUCAUCCUCUCAUUUUUGUCAAAAAGAGUUAUGACACCUGCUCUCUCUGUUGUCAACCUUGUCAAGAUGUAGCUCUUGAAUGUGUAGUUUGCACACCCAACUACACCAUCCACUACGAUUGUUGGGGUCGGUGAGUUUGUUAGCUUUCUUAUAAAGCGGAGGUGCAGUUGAAAAGAGCGCUUAGUGUUUUUUAUUGUGUGAGAUUGUAUUCCACUGUUUUAUGAAUUUUUGUUGGGUGUUGAUAUCAA